UUUUGUUUUAAAUUUACUAAAGGUUCAUAUACAAUACAUAUACAUCAACUGAUAAUGCUAACGCAUAAUUGUUUGAGAUGUUAUUGAGAAAAUAUAGCACUUAAAUAUUUCAAGGGUAGCACUUAACCCUCAUUAUCUUUCACAACUCUUAACAUCUUAAAAUCUAGUAAACAGCUUUUGGAGAACCUUCGGGUUUGGACAAAAGGAUAUCAACAAGUAAAGGGGUAAAACCAAAUUUUGCCUGAGUUGACAAGCAUUCUGCUGCUCUCUGCCAAUUCGAGAAAGGAGAUGGUGAAUGUUAUCCUAGCCUUUGUAUCCCCGUUUCAAAUCCUUCUUUGGUGUUGCAAAGACUUGUUUUACGUCAUUGGGAGCCGAACACCCCAACGAUGAAUAGCUCCUAAAAAACGGACAAAUCUUUUUUGGCCUAAAUUUUUUUUAGGAUUCAAAGCCUUACAGAAGACACCUCCCGGGAAGACACAUCCUUAGUUAAAAAUGUCCUGUGAAGUCUAUACAAGUUGUCUGUGACAACUAAACAUGACCAAACAAUGACGCUACAAGUAGGAUUUGAGCAGGUGCAUUAUACCUGGUUUAAAAAAGUUUAAUCUUUUCUGCAAUGUAUCCUGCAGUUUCUUUCAUUCUACUCCAUGUGAUGCUCUGUUAAAAUAUGAAAGUGACCGGUGCUUAAAAAAAUUUUAUUGUGAAGGGUUAGGGAUUCCAGGAACGGUUGCAAUAAGUCUUCACGGUGGCUUAAUGAUUGGUCGGCCAAUGAAUUUAUUCGUUGCUAACUUCUUAUCAUCCACAAAUGAUAAGCAAAUGCAGAUAACAUAUCACUUUUAGCGGCCGACAUAACAUUGUUGUUCCAUUCUUAAAUGAAAGCCAAACAUUAGUGGAAGGGGGAAUCAUGAAAAAUCACGAGGAAGGGAGGAUCAUGGAGAAGAAUUAUAUAUUCUCAAUUCAAUGAUUCCAAAUGUCUAGCUUAAAGCUGGAUAGCUUGUCUGGAUAUUUAGAAGAUCUCAGAAAAUGUUCUGCGUUUGUCUUUACUAUCUGCAUUUGCCCCAAUUCUAGGAUAAAACUUUCCAUUGCUAAGUACAACUUAUCAAUAAAAGUUUCGAAAGCUCGUUCCAACUGCACUUCGCUAACAAUUGCAUUUUUCAAACAAAUAAGAAGAAACUAGAAAGUGUUUGACCUAUCUGGAUGGGGUCGCAUUUGGUUUCUUUGUGGAUAAAAAGCCAUCAAUCGCAAAACAGGCUAAUAAUCAAAACAAAUUUUCUUUGGUAGCUGUUUUUUUUGCAAAUUGAAAGACAGCUUGUAUUCUUAAUGCUAAAUUAAAUAUUUAUGCGUGUGAUAGUAAAGCAUUCGCAGGCUGUAAUGGGAGUCCAGUUCGAUUGUCACAUACCUGCCGACUAGUGUAAAACCAAGUGGCUUGAUUGACAGAAAAGCUUCGCGACUACAUUUCAAAUAGACAGUGGAUCAAUUUGAUUGAAAAAGUUUAAGAAUGGGAGGACAUCACGCCAAGAUACCACCUAAGGAACUCUGUGACCUUUGCAGCAGAACAUGUUUUGAUGAGAAAGAACUGAAAAUGUGGCAUGAUAAAUUCAAGAAAGAAUACCCCAGUGGAAGCAUUACCAAACAGGACUUCAUUAAGCUGUACCGAGAUUAUUACAAAUCAGGGGAUGCUAAAAGAUUUUCAGAACACGUUUUCAGAGUUUUUGAUGCAAACAAUGAUGGAAGAAUUGACUUCAAAGAGUUUGUCUGCGCCCUGUCGGUGACAACACGAGGGUCUCCACAAGAGAAACUACGUUGGGCAUUUAGUAUCUAUGACAUUGAUGGAAACGGCUGCAUAACUGCAAGGGAACUGGUGACAAUAAUCAAAAGCAUAAAAUCAAUGGCAGACGCUUUAGAUGAUCAAAAUAUAUCUGAUGAGAAGAUUUUGGAGAUAUUUAAGACAUUUGAUUUAAAUAAGGACGGUGUGUUAACGGCAGAUGAGUUCAUGAUAGGUGCAGGUAAAAACCCGCUUUUCAUGAAAAUGUUGGAAGAUUACGUAGCAUCAUAGCUAUCAUGUACUCUGAAACAUUUUUUCGCCUGCAAUUUCAUACCAUACAAGUACUGGUGUUGGUAUUCAGCAUCAACUUAUAUACAAUUGCGCAACUUUGCAUAUGAUGAAUUUUGCUAACAGACUGAAAGGGUAUUGUAAAAUUGCUUGAUUUACAGAAGAACAGUCUCUGGCUGACUAGCAGCUCCAUAGACAAAUUUAUCAUUCAACCACAUUAAGAAAAUAAAAUAUCUUUUAAGACCUUUUUAAAUUGGUUUAGAAUUAAGAAGCAUUUGAUCUUAUUGCUGUCCGCUGAAUACGUUUGAUUAAGCUCAAUAGCAAAUUAAUUCUAUCUUUCUGUAUUUUCUUUGUUAUUUACUUUCUCAAAAUUAGAAUGAAUAACAUUGAUACAAUUUCAAUCGACAGUUCUAUUGUUAUAUCUCAGUUCAACAACUAAAUCAAUGUUGCAAGAACGUUCACGCCACGUGUAGCCAAGAAUUGAUAGCUGAAAUAUAAACUUUUAGAUUAUAUCAUUAACUUUGUCCGUUAUACGAAUAUUGCUUUAAGACUCAGAUGUCUUUCCUUCUGACAUAUAUUGCAAAUUAAACUGCUCUGAUAACAAGCAGAAUGAAUGGUAUGAUGUGUCCUGAAUUUGGAAAAGGAUCCUUGCGUUGUUGUAUAGCUUGACCACCUUGCCCAUUAUAUAAAAAGUAAUACUGUACUUUCAUAAAUGUGUUUAUAGCUUGCCUACUAUUCACAUAUUUAUAGGAACGGUAUUGUGUUUUAAGAAUUGCCAUGGUCCCUAUCUUGUUUCUUGUGACUUUACAUCGUGGUGAUGGCAUGAUCGAUGAGGAGUAGGAAUAUGGCCUAUACGGUUUUGUUUCCGGGGUCUUCAGAAUAAAGCAAACUAUAAAAAGACUUCAUCUUGACGAGCAAUUUUGGUAUUAGCGGAUUCGAUUAAACGUAUGAUAUGAACUUUGGAUCCUAGAUUUGGAUUUGCAAAUAAUUUUCCUUCAACAGAACAGGUACUUUCAAAGACACCUUCAAGGCUGCUGCAAAUUUGACUGAGACUUAGAUACA
This is a messenger RNA of Rhopilema esculentum, 3112 nucleotides long. Its product is annotated as neurocalcin homolog. The record is from RefSeq and is a predicted model, not a curated record. Gene Ontology annotation, molecular function: calcium ion binding. NCBI's taxonomy places the organism in Eukaryota, Metazoa, Cnidaria, Scyphozoa, Rhizostomeae, Rhizostomatidae.